This is a messenger RNA of Periconia digitata, 837 nucleotides long. The record is from the annotation of a GenBank genome assembly. NCBI's taxonomy places the organism in Eukaryota, Fungi, Ascomycota, Dothideomycetes, Pleosporales, Periconiaceae.
CACUCCGGACAACCAACUAUGCGUCACGAACCACACCUCCAAUGAUCUUACGGCUAUAGACGCUAGGUAAGCACAACCACAACCCAAGCAAAAAGUAAAAAUGAGCAAGAUAUGCUCAUGCCUCAUGCAUUGGCAGUCCAGGAUCCAGGUCGAGCAACAAUGACAAGAAAGACAAAACCGAGGAAAUGCAUGUAUGCAUUGCAUAUACGUGAUGCCAAUGUCUUGUCUCCCCGUGGCAAAAACAAUCCAGUGCAUCGAGCAUGCACUUUUCUCGCCCGUAUCACUAGAAACAUGCUUUCGCACUCCUUUCCCUUCCAAUGCCAUGUCCCGACUUGACUCCGAAGAAAAUCUGCAGUCUCCAGCACGAAGGAUCACAAUCGGGAAAAUUGAUCCCUCCCAACGCUAUCUUCAAUAAUGCUAUAACGCACAUCCAUAAACAAUGGUGAUAAUGAUGCCACUGUAGUUAGUACCCAUGUUGCGUGUGAUGAGUCCAUCGAAUGCAGUCAACCAUGAUUCCCAAUCCUGCUGCACAUCUUCGGACGCGACAACUGGAUGGGUAAAACCGCAGCCUGUCUUGAAUCCUUUCAGCUCCGCCGCCGCAUCACGCACAACGCAGUCAUGCUCCGCGGUACAAAACGACCGCUGCUUUUCCACACACACACCGCAUUUCCCUGGGGUGAGAAAAGUAGAAACAAUAGCGCGAUGAUGCAGAAGCAGGCAGGUAGGGGUAUGGAUGUUCCAUGUGCCACAAACGUAUAUGCGCACGAAGCCAAGACAUGUCUGACUGCCUGCCUGACUGCCAUGUUGUUGUUUUACAUGUUCCCCGUUUUCUGUUAA